CUGACUGGCAUGAUAGGUGGCAGUGAUUGGCAGCACUGAUGGGUGGCACUGAUGGGUGACACUGAAUAGGCAGCUCAGAUGGGCACUGAUAUGUGGCAUUGAUGUGUAUUGGUAGGCAUUGCAAUGUGGCAUUGAUGUGGCACUGAUGGGCACUGGCAGGUGGCAUGGAUGAGCACUGACAACUGGCACUGAUGGACACUGACAGGUGGCACUGCUGGGGCUACACAGAUCAUCAGGGCACACUGAUCAUCAGUGCCCUGAUGAUCACUGUCAGCGUGAGAGCUCGUGAAGAGAGAAAUGCCGAUAACCGGCACUUCCCUAUUUACAUGCGAUCAGCUGUGAUUGGA
Messenger RNA from Staurois parvus, 347 nucleotides. The record is from the annotation of a GenBank genome assembly. Lineage: Eukaryota; Metazoa; Chordata; Amphibia; Anura; Ranidae.